CUCCCGGAAACGGGGCCAGACCGGAGCGGCUGCCGCAGGGUGGAAGCGCCGUUCACCGCCAGGACCCUAGGUCGUCCACGGGCCCGUGCUUAAAGAUGAACUCCAAGACCGCCAAGGAUAUAAUUGUUGGGAAGUGGGGCUUGAAGUCGGGUAGCUCCAGAGGUGAGGGUGAGCUCGAGAAGUGCAAGCAGGAGAACGCUGCCCUAAGGAAAUCGAUGGAGGAAAUCGUUAAAGGGAAAAGCAGAAUAACUGAUCCGGAAAGGAGCGUGCUCCUGGAGAAAAUACUUUCCCUUGAAAAAGAAAAAGAAAAGCACAACCAUCUUCUUGGAGAGAAAGACAAAGAAAUCCAAAACCUGAAAGACAGGCUUAAGUCCAAAAACAAGAAUAGUGAAGUCUCCUUAUUACAAAGUCAACUAGAAGAAAAAACAAAAGAAGCAGAAAGGCAAGAUGAGUUAAUUUGUUCUCUAUCAGAAGAAAUGAACCGGUUAACAUGUAGUUUAGCCACUGCUACUGCAAAAUGUUCUGAGCUUGAAAACAGAACUGUGACUUCUCAAGCAUCUCAGGAAGCUGUAACAAACAGCACUGGAUCACCAACUAAUCUUCAUGAAGUUGAAAAACAACUGAAAGAUGCACUUGAGAAAAACCAACAGUGGCUACUGUAUGAUCAACAGCGUGAAGCAUAUGUCAGGGGCCUGCUUGGAAGGAUCUUUGAACUUGAACAGAAGUCAGAAAUAGGUAGCCAACAACAAUCUAAAGAAUUCAGUUCUGAAGGUCAUCUAGAAGAGGAAAAGCAAAAAUAUUAUGACCAGCUGCUACUAACUGCUAAGACUGAUCUUGAGACUGAAAGAUACACUGUAACCCAGCUAAGAUCUGAACUUAACAAAUUCAAGAAGAAGUACGAAGAAACACAACGAGAAAUAAUGAGUUUAAAUACCUUAUUGCAGUCACAAGAGGCUGCUGCAAUCAAGACUCUAGAAAAUGAAAAUAAAAUGAAAGAAGAGAAAGUGCAAAGGUUAAAACAAGAAAAUGAAGCUAUUAAACGACAGCUCAGAGAAGAAAAGAAAAAGUCUGAAGAUUUUCUAUGUCAGGUGCAACUUCUUCGUAAAUUAUUGCUGAAACAGCAGGAGGAACACCGUAGGAUAGCUUUGUUGGAACAACAGAUAUGCACCACAGACUUUGAGAAUAAACAUCUUGAUCGACAGAACUUGCAGCACCAGUUAAAUGAAGUCCUUAAGGAACUGCGUGAGGCUAGAGAGCAAAUAGCCCGUCUGGAACCUCUGAAACUCCAGGAAUCUGGACGUACGGAACUGCAAGAAGACUUGCAAGUUGCAUUUGAAGAGAAGCUGACCGUGUAUGAUGGAAGUCCUUCUCAAAAAUAUUCCAACCUUCUUGAUGAAAGUUUUCUUGAGUGUCCCAGGUGUAAAAUGCAAUAUCCAACAAGUCAGCAUAGAGAAUUACUAGUACAUAUUGACCUUUGUACAGCUUGAGCUCCAAGUGGACUUACUAUGUUUGAGUUACACACAGUCGAUGUGCUCUUCUACAAAGGCAAAAGAUCUUUUUAAGGUUGCGUUUUGGUUUUUUUUUUGCCUCAGAUUAUAUAAAGGACUGCUAGUUUUCUAACACGGUUCCACAAAAACAUUGUAGUAAUUUAUUUAGCCUCACAUGACAGUUUUUGCAAAAAAAUAGCUACUGCAUAUUUGGUUGCCAAUGGAAAUAUUUUUUAGAAAGAGGAAUAUCUUCAAAUAGCAAACUACUGACUUAUGUUUUUUUGCACUAUUAAAAAUCAGAGCAGUGAAAGCACACCUAUUGUGUCAGACUUUAUUUUAAUGUUUGGCAUAUCCGGUUCUUGGCUGGUGAUUCCUAAUGACUGUGCUUGUACCUUAACUGACAGUAAUAGCUGCAGAAGAUUUUUGGCCCUCAUGGUGAACUAUGUAUAUAUAUAUAUAAUAUAUAUUUAUGUACACAAGGGGUAUGUGCAUGUGUGUAGUGUAUGUAUUAUGUAUAAUUAUGUAUGUAUCAUACAUGUGUAAUGUAUCACCAUCUUGAUACAUUAAAACUUAGGAGGGUCAUGUAAGAUCUUAGAUGUUUUCAACAUGAAUCUUAAGAAGCAAUCAUAAGUAGCUUAUUUUCCUGAACUAUAGUCAAGGGUGACUUAGAACUCAUAUAAAAAUGCUGACCAAGGUUUAAGUUCUUCUCAAAAAAUAAAAUGCCUUUUGGAAAACCAAAUUCCUAGCAAAUACAGACUUUCUUGGUACUGGAAAAAGUUUGUAUUUCAAUCUAUGUCAGACAUCACUUUUGAUGUUUGGGUGUAGAAUUAUACUGAAGUAAACUUGCUUGCAUUUCUGCAUUUUAGAGGUUAAAGUUGGGAAAUGUCAGUUAUUCCAUCUGUUACAUUUGACAAAUACCCCAGUUCAAAAGGGCAGUUUUUAAUAGAUUGCUCUAGUGGAUUUGAACUGUCACUGUAUUUUGUUAUUAAUACAGAAAACACGUCAGCAAUAAAUUCUUGCAACAAAUUAAAAAUGGACAAAAAAAAUCCUUUGUAGGUUUGCAAUCACAGUGUUAUCUUCCUUUAGCACUUCCUGUAAACCAGGAUCUGUUGCAAGCAUUUUACUCCUUGCAUCUGUAGUAAAGUCCAACAAGCAGUUCCUUCCACAAAAAUUAAAGUGAGGAAAUUUUAUAAAGAUACACUAGUUAAGAGAAAUUUGCUUCUUUUGCACUUUUAUGAUUUGCUGAGGACUGAAAUUCCUCAGGUCUAUCUCUGCCACAAUGAUUGUGAUUGCUAGGUAAUAUCAGCUCUUUCCAUCACAUGUUGCUGCAAAGCUGUGUGCAUUUACCCCAUUAUGUUCACCCUAAUCUCUGAUGGUUUAACAUUAUUCUUAAAUGUGAUGAUGUCUUCCAGGUUGUUUUCAGUAACUAUUAUAAUAUCAAGUGAUGUUAUUAUCAAUUAAAUCUAGUGUUCCUGCGAAAGAAAAUGUUAAAAGCUAUUAGCUUUAUAUCUGAAAUGUGUUUGCCAAAUCUAUUGUAUUAGCCACUAUCUAUCCACUUUUCAAUUUCACUGACCAUGUCUCAGGCUAAUGUUUGUGUUUGACAAUUUUGCUCAAUUGCUACAGCUUUUUGACCAAAGAUAUGAUGAACUAAUGAGUAAAAAAGAAAUUAUGCUUCAGAAUCUCAAGGUUUUUCUAUGAAAAAAAUUGUUUUAAUUUCAUGUCUUUCUUUUUAAA
Messenger RNA from Melopsittacus undulatus (budgerigar), 3221 nucleotides. RefSeq names its product centrosomal protein 55 (gene CEP55). Gene Ontology annotation, cellular component: midbody. The transcript has 9 exons. The record is from RefSeq and is a predicted model, not a curated record. NCBI's taxonomy places the organism in Eukaryota, Metazoa, Chordata, Aves, Psittaciformes, Psittaculidae. Bases 96 to 1487 code for a protein of 463 amino acids. Gene Ontology annotation, biological process: regulation of phosphatidylinositol 3-kinase/protein kinase B signal transduction; establishment of protein localization; mitotic cytokinesis.